Prorocentrum cordatum is the source of this 636-nucleotide messenger RNA. Lineage: Eukaryota; Dinophyceae; Prorocentrales; Prorocentraceae. The record is from the annotation of a GenBank genome assembly.
AUGAGUCUGAGGACGGCUGGGACUCGUCUGUGGUGGACCCCCAAAGUUGUGCUGUGGUGGAUUUCUUCGGGCUGUGAUUCUGACAUCCCAGAGUUUCUUGAGUACAUGACCUACACUUGCUGCGCCACUUGCAACUCAAACAAUCCCACGGCAGCGUCUACGCCGACCCUGCAGCAUCGAUUUGUUUUUGGGAGCUCUGGGACUCAGGAGCAGGUCCUGGGUGCGGUGACGGAGACGCUGCUGACCAUGUUGAGUGUAACGAGCGAGCAGCUGGCGGUGACAGUGUCCAGCUCCGCGGGGUCCGGCAACUCGGAGCGAAGGCUGGCCAGCACAGAGUGGCAGGUGGACUACAACGUGACCGCGGACCACAACGCCUUGGACUCGAUCUUCCUCGCCGCUGCAGACAUGAGCGCCGACGCGGCCGCGCUGACGCAGACGCUGGCACAGGCCCUCUCCAGCCGCGGCCUGCAGCUCGAGGCGGGCUCCCUGGUGCUGGAGGCGCCGGAGCUCGUGGGCGCCGAGACCACCACCGGGGCGCCGUCCCCAGAGGCCGAGGUUGACGGCGCGAUGGGGGCCGAGGCGCGGGGCAGCCUUUGGCUGCUCGUCGGAGCCGCGGCCCUCUCGGCGGCGUUCUAG